CAAAACUACAUUUACUAAUUUUCAACAUGGCGACCAACGGCACCUAGCAUUUUGUGCCCGACAUACUGUAUAUGAAAUACUGACUAGCUUGAAAUCUGGUCCCGCUGGGAGGCGUUUGUUUCUUCCUAAGUACUAUUUCGAUACACACGUUAACGUAUUUUGAUCAUUUAUUUGGAGAUGUAUCGUCGCGGGACUGCAAAGAAGGACACAAACAACAAACCGGCGAAGGAUGCGAGUGACAGUGAAAAAUACGCCGAUCUUUUGGUAUUUGGCUACGCCUGUAAAGUGUUCCGAGACGACGAAAGGGCUCUUUACCACGAACAUGGAAAGCAUCUUAUCCCAUGGAUGGGGGACAAGAGCAUCAUGAUUGAUAGAUACGAUGGGCGUGGUCACUUACACGACCUUUCAGAGUAUGACAGUGGGUCAUGGAACACAUCCUACCAGCUGUCGGAAGAAGAGGCCAGAAUCGAGGCACUCUGCGACGAAGAAAGAUAUCUGGCCUUUCACGCUGAUCUGCUGGAAGAAGAGGCGAGACAAGAGGAGGAGUACAAACGCCUGAGUGAAGCUCUCGCCGACGAAGGCACCUAUAAUGCCGUGGCCUUCAAGUACACCGCGGAAUACUACGACCCCUCGCAGCCUACAGAGGAAGAAGACGCGAGCAAGCGCACUGAAGAGCCGGAGCCUGAAGAAAGCGAAGAACCAUUUGUUGCUCCCCCAGGACUUGAGAUCCCCCCUGAUGUAGAACUACCGGCAACCAUCAAGACUCAUAACAUAAUGGAGCGGACAGCCACCUUCGUAUGUCAGCAGGGUGCUCAGUUUGAGAUUGUGCUGAAAGCCAAGCAGGCCGGUAACUCCCAGUUUGACUUUCUUCGUUUUGACCAUUACUUGAACCCUUAUUACAAACACAUCCUGAAGGCCAUGAAGGAAGGUCGUUACAACGUGGCCUCUGCAAAUAAACAAGAGAAACCAGAAGAAUCCAAUUCGGAUGAUUCUGAUGACGAUGGGGAUGGCAACUACCUUCAUCCAAGUUUGUUUGCACCUAAAAAAUGCUCGCGACUGGAGGAGCUGGUGAAGCCACUCCAAGUGAUGGACCCAGACCAUCCCCUUGCAGCAUUGGUGCGAAAAGCCAAAGGGGAAAGAAAUGGCAUGGCCGCAGUCCAAACCGGUGCUGUGGAAGCAUCAGAUCCCGCCGUGACCACCACAGUAACGCAGUACACAGCUGACCCAAAUGCAUCCGCUGUGUACUAUGGCUAUUACAUGCUUCCCGAUGGAACAUACUGCGUCGCGCCACCUCCCCCGGGAGUGGAUGCCAGUACUUACUACAGCAGUGUACCCUCAUCCGGGAUGACUCCCACGACGGCUUCUGGAGCUUUUCCACUUUCAGCGACAUCCACUAUCUCUGAUCACAUUGCCACAGCAUCACAAGCUGCUGACCAUUCUCAGGUCACCGCCGCUGUUACCGUUGCAGGAAUCAGCAAUUUCAAGGGUGACGCAGCUGUUGCCACGGCGGCGGCAGCGCCUGCUAUAAUCCCCCCUCCGCUGGACAUCCAGGCAGUCAUAGACAAGCUGGCAGAGUACGUCGUCAGGAACGGGCUCAAAUUCGAAGCCAGUGUCCGUGCCAAGAACGAUCCACGGUUUGACUUUCUGCAGCCUUGGCAUCAGUACAACACCUAUUAUGAAUAUAAGAAGAAUUACUUCAUGCAGAAAGAGGGAAAAGGCUUGGCAGAGAUGGCUGAAGGUGGGAACCUUCAUCUGGAUGAAUCUGGCAGUGAUUCCAAAACCAACAAAGCAUCUUUUGCACCAAUUUGUUUUGCCAUCAAGCCAAAGGAAAACGAAAUGCUGCCACUGGAGAAAAACCGAGUUAGGUUGGAUGACGACUCGGAUGAGGACAAGCAGUUGCUUGAAAGUGAGAGGCUCCAAGCAGUGGAGGCUGAUGGUGCAGAAGUGGUUGAAAAAGAGCCUCCACCAGUCAGUGCACCGGAAGAGAAGAGACCAUGUCUCAGUUUGCAAGAACUGGAGGCAAAACAAGCCAAACAGAAACUGGAGGAUCGUCUAGCAGCCGCAGCCAGAGAGAAGCUGGCGCAGGCAUCCAAAGAGUCCAAAGAGAAACAGCUACAGGCGGAGAGGAAGAGGAAGGCAGCGCUAUUCCUCCAAACUCUCCGCAACCCAUUAACGGGGGAGCCAGAGGCCAAGAGAGCCGAACUAGACUUAUCCACACAGCUUGAGAUGCAAGAGGCCCUUUCUGUUCUGUCUGAUCUACCGCUGUCGCAAACGUCCUCUGCAACACCUGCGUAUCUUCAGGACGGAAGGUCCCAGACCGAGACCCGAGGAGGCCGUCGCAGCAGGGAGGCACCAUCGUCCUCAUCGCACUACUCCCCAUCCCGAGCCGCAGACAGAGACUCAAAAAAGGGCCGACACCGAGACGGCGAUCGGGAGAGACGCAGAGAUCGAGAGCGUGAGAAGGACAGAAAUAGAGACAAGGAAAGGGAAAAAGACAAAAAGAAGAAAAAACACAGAAGGCGGUCACGGUCGAGAUCCACAUCAAGGCCAAAGAGCAAACAUGCGCUUUCCAGUGCCCGUAGGAGGUCGCACCGGUCACGAUCCCGCUCGCACUCUCCGAGUAGAAGGAGCCGGGAGUGUCCAUCACCAAAACGGAGACGUGACGUCAAGCAUCGCGGUUCCCACCAUCACAGCAGCACCUCCAGCCUGGCCAGGGAACAUUCGACAUCCAGGUCUCCUCUCGUCAAAAGCAAGAGCUCCGUGUCCUCGGGAACCAAGGAGACGGCCGCUUCCUCUGUUUCCCCUUACCCAUCGCCCAGUCGUGCUUUGUCGCCGUCAUCAAGCCCCGCCUCCAGCUUGGCCCAGUCCAGGGGUGCUUCUCAGGAGAAAGAGCCUGUGUCCUCUUCCAUCGUAUCUGCGGUUCAGUCCAGAAUUACUCAGGAUCUAAUGGCCAAAGUGCGUGCCAUGCUCGCCUCGUCAAAGGUUUUCCAGCCUCCCACUUCCUGAAGACAUCGUGGCGCUCUGCUUAGGGAUCGCACUCAAUUUCAAGGAGAUUAUUCAGCUGGAGUCUCUUUUGAGCUCCUUUUGUUUGUCGAUGGUUUAUCUUUGAGAGUCAGAUUGCCUCAAGUCUCACCCGCUUAAGAAUGAAAUCUCUUCUUUGACCGCCUACCUAAGUAAGUGGCUCAGCCGUCGAUGAUGGGUCGUGUCCAUUUGCCCCCCCUCCCAUAUCAACUACACUCAUACUUUUGGUUUUACAAGUUUCUAAUGUUUGGAACUUGCAGAAACUGUGAUGCUCCUUCUGUGAAGGAUAUUCAGUAUUCACAUCGGUCACCUUCUACUUUUAACCUCCACAAUGCACCUUUCAAAAUACAUUUUAAUUUUAUACUUGACCUCAGCGCUUGUGUGGCCUUGUAUUUCCCUUCCUGAUCGAAACUUUCAAUAAAUUUGACUUCCUAAUUUUGUCACGGA
This is a messenger RNA of Hippocampus zosterae (dwarf seahorse), 3468 nucleotides long. It is a transcript of the gene sfswap, whose product is annotated as splicing factor SWAP. The record is from RefSeq and is a predicted model, not a curated record. The transcript has 19 exons. NCBI's taxonomy places the organism in Eukaryota, Metazoa, Chordata, Actinopteri, Syngnathiformes, Syngnathidae. Gene Ontology annotation, molecular function: RNA binding. Bases 178 to 3006 code for a protein of 942 amino acids. Gene Ontology annotation, biological process: RNA processing; mRNA 5'-splice site recognition.